AGAGAAAGAGAUGAGAGAGAGAGACUGAGAGACACAGAGAGAUCUUCCAUCCACUGUUGUACUUCUCAAAUGCCUGCAGCAGCUGGGACUGGGCAAGCCGGACCAAAGCCAGGAACCUGUAACUCAAACUGGGUCUCCCAGAGCUUGGGUUCAGAUCAACCCCCACAUCUGCGGUGUUCCCUGUGGAGAGGCACUGUUUGAAAGACCGUUCCUCACAGAGCCGAGAGCGAUGUCAUCACAGAGGCUGCCCCGUGAGCUCCAUACCUUCCAGGGCAUGCUCUUGCCCACCACAUCUUCAAAAGAGCUUCUCAAUUCCCUCGAUUCUUUCGACGCGAGAGAAGAUGAUGUGUUUCUGGUUUCCUAUCCAAAAUCUGGUACUCACUGGGUUGCAGAAAUCAUUGAGAAUAUUCCCAGCGCUAGAAUUACCCUCACACCUCCUAUCGAAUUGGGAGACAUUUCCAGACUUGAAGAGCUAAACAUGUAUUCUGGGAGAAGGGUAAUUCCAACGCACUUGAGCUACAACCUGAUACCCUUGGAUGUUAAACAAAAGCAAUGUAAGAUUAUCUACAUUGUGAGGAAUCCGAAAGACACAGCUGUUUCUCUCUUCCAUUACUACAGAGAUAACCCCCGCCUUCCCAGUGUGGAAACCUGGGCUGCAUUUUUAGAGCUGUUCCUACAAGGAGAUGUUGUGUAUGGAUCCUGGUUUGAUCAUGUUUUAAGCUGGGAAGAGCACAAAAAUGACAAAAAUGUUCUAAUUAUAUUCUACGAAGAAAUGAAGAAAGAUCUUCCUAAGAAUAUAAAGAAAAUAACAACUUUUCUUGGCAUAAACGUGAGUGACAGUGACAUUAAUAAGAUUGCCUGGAAAGCAUCAUUCAAUGAAAUGAAAACUAAUGCAAUCAAAGAAAACUGUGACCCCAAUCAUACCAUCUGUGCACUCACAUCUAACCGGAGCCUGGUAUUCCGGAAAGGAGUGGUGGGUGAUUGGCUAAACUACUUUACUCCAAGACAGAAGAAAGCAUUUGAUGCACUAUUCACGGAGAAAAUGAAACACAGCGAACUGGCAAGACGCUUGCAGGAGUACUCGACAUAAAUGGGAAAGGAAACCAGUUUUCAUUUAUGCAAUGUGGUGCUUGGGGACUAUGUAAAUAUUUUCACCCGCGUGGAAAGCAGUUAUUACUUUCAAUGAGGAACAGAUACUUUAUGAAUGUGUCAAUCGCAUCUUGUGUGAGCGAUGGUUAUUAUUAUAUUCAGUGCUAGGAGAGUUAUUAAUGAAAGGAAGUAUAGCAUUUUUGAAAGGCUCAAAUACAUAUUAGGUUGCAGGAUGUUCAGUAAGACAAGGGAUUAGUUCUCUUCAGGAAGAGCAUGUUAAUGGAUUGUUCUAUAAACUGCAGGAAUGGGUUACAAAAGAGGUGAGGGAUAAUCUAAAAUAUCACAGUGUGUGGCAAGAACUUCUUUUCUAUUUAUCUGGACAAUCAUGACCUUGAGAAAAACAUUUUUAUUUCAACCUUUAUUUCAACGUUUCCCCAGUGCCUGUGCAGAAGUGUGCUCCGGUGUCAUGAGAGUGAGAAACAUGAUCUUUCUACAGUGAAAGCGCGUGCUAGGUAGAUUCUCUCGAUGACCGCAUUCCAAUACGUGCCCACAAGGAAGGAAAGACAUUCUUGUAUUAAUGCUGACUUGGCAUUCUAGUAUUUUCUUUCAUCAAAUCAGCUGAAUUACAAAAUUUCUUAUUUUCCAGUUUAAAAAAAAUACAAUUUUGGGGGCUGGCACUGUGAUGUAGCAGGCAAAGCUGCUGCCCACCAUGCCAGCAUCCCGUAUGGACACUGAUCUGUAUCAUGGCUGCUCCACUUUUUUUUUUUUUUUAAUAAUUGUUUGCUUAUUUGAAAUACAGAGUUACAGAGAGUCAAAGGGGGAGAGAGAGAGAGAGAGAGAGAGAGAGAGAGAGAGAGAGAAAGGCCAGAGCUUCGCCAAUCUGAAGCCAGGAGCCAAGAGCUCCUUCUGGGUCUCGUAUGUGGGUGCAGGGAACCCAAGGACUUGGGCCAUCUUCUACUGCUUUCCCAGAAGCAGAGCAUCAGGGACUCGAACUGGUGCCCAUAUGGGAUGCCGGCAGUGUAGGUGGUGGCUUUACCCGCUACCCCACAGAGCCACAUCCCUGCUCCACUUAUGAUCCAGCUCCAUGCUAAUGGCUUGGAAAAGCCACAGUGCAUGGCCCAAGUGCUUGGGCCCCAGGCACCCAUGUGGGAGACCUGGAUGAAGUUCUUGGCAUUGGCCUGGCCCAGCCUCAGCUGUUGAGACCAUCUGGGGAGUGAAGCAGCAGAUGGAAGAUUUUUCUUUCUGUCUCUGUCUCUCUCUCUCUCCCUACCUCCCUCUAUAACUCUGACUUUCAAAUAAAUAGGUAAAUCUUUAAAAAAAAUAGAACUUUCCUUGAAGUCUUUAUUAUUCUUUAAAGUAUGAAAUAUUGAAUAUGCCUAAUUCCUCCCGGAAGCAUUUUCAAUAUUAAUUCAAUCUCCACAAUUCUUUCUCUUGUAAUGACUAUUAUUUCUGAGCUAUAGCCUAGGGAACAUUGUAAUGAAACUUCAGUGAACUUAUUUUAGGAUUAUUUAUUACCUAAGUGAUGAUAUACAAAUUAUGUCACAGCUUACAUCUGCCAUGGUUUCUCAUUCAAGGCUGAAUGGGAAAUCAAAAGUGCAUAUUGUGUUUGACUCUAAGCUCUGAACUCAAAGCAAUGGACUGAGUUACUUCCAACACUUUGAUUUUGUACCUUACCGUAUGAUAAAUCUAUGCAAAUUUUUAGCAACAAGUAUAUUUGCAAUCUUUUCUAUCAGAUUUAUCAUAAUUCAGUAAGGAAUGCGAUCUUCAUAAAUCUCUGUAUAUACAGUUUUGUUACAAAUAAACAUUUUUCUUUCAGCCUCA
Oryctolagus cuniculus (rabbit) is the source of this 2910-nucleotide messenger RNA. The record is from RefSeq and is a predicted model, not a curated record. NCBI's taxonomy places the organism in Eukaryota, Metazoa, Chordata, Mammalia, Lagomorpha, Leporidae.